Messenger RNA from Hyaloscypha bicolor E, 807 nucleotides. RefSeq lists its product as uncharacterized. The record is from RefSeq and is a predicted model, not a curated record. The coding region runs from base 1 to 807 and encodes 268 amino acids. Lineage: Eukaryota; Fungi; Ascomycota; Leotiomycetes; Helotiales; Hyaloscyphaceae. The transcript is spliced from 2 exons.
AUGGAACCGACCAGUCUCGCGUUUAGAGCUGUCAGCACUGUCGCUCUAGCCGGACUCUUCAACAACGCCGUAGACUGCUUCGAAUACAUCCAACUCGGCUGUAAUUUCGGCAAGGAUUUCCAGACCAACUUGCUCAAGCUUGAUAAUGCGAGACUCCGGCUUUCUCGAUGGGGCGAGGCCGUGAGGCUAGACGGCGAGGUUGCAAUUGUCAAGUCCUUGGAACCGACAGCGCUGUCAGCGGAGGAUGUGCCAACGGCUGAGGGGUUGAUUGGACAAAUAUUGGACUUGUUUGCCGACGCUGAAGGGGUAUCUGCGAAAUUCAAGAGCUGCGCAGUUGUUGGCGACUCGAGCCUGAUGGUUCUUGAUGCGCAAACAGACUUGGACCCUGUCCACCGGACCCUGCAUGAGAAGAUGCGUAAUCUGUCCAUCAGAAGGCAGAAUAGGACUCCUCUACGACAGAAGGUGAAAUGGGCAUUGUACCAAAAGAACCACUUCGAGAGGUUGAUUGAGGACGUCGUAGAGCUGGUCAACGCUCUUGUCGAAAAGUUCCCAGCGGUACGGCAGGCACAGCGAGAUCUCUGCACGGUAGAAGUCUCAGAGCUCGGGACCAAUGAGACUAUUCCCGUCUUAGAAGGUAUUGCUGCGUCUCAAGACCAAGACCUCCAAGCUGCAAUAUCAACGGUUUUGAAGUCUAAUGAGAAGAAGAAUCUGACGAGACUCCAUAUCUACCAUGGCCAGUUACGCGCAACUUGGAACAAGCGCUGCGUGCUUUGCGACUACCUGAUAGAGACCGUCUUCUUUGGGUAG